Molecule: messenger RNA, 243 nt
Organism: Plasmopara halstedii
Lineage: Eukaryota; Oomycota; Peronosporomycetes; Peronosporales; Peronosporaceae
Exons: 1
Coding region: 1-243 (80 amino acids)
Source: RefSeq, a predicted model, not a curated record
AUGUGUUCGUGGGUUUGCAACGCAUGGGCACAGACCGAUGGAGACGCUGUCGUUAACUCCAUCAUUGGUGCUGGCUUUGCAGACAACUACCAAGACUGGUUUGUUGCUCGACAUGACGUGUACGGUACGUUGUUUCGAGAGAGCUACAAGACGGACGAUGACAGCAGUGUGGAUGCGGAUGUUUUCAACCUUGACGCUCUGGACAACGCUCAUGAUGAAAUUGAAGUUGUGAUUGAUGAAUAG